This is a messenger RNA of Durio zibethinus, 3230 nucleotides long. RefSeq names its product Pentatricopeptide repeat (PPR) superfamily protein. NCBI's taxonomy places the organism in Eukaryota, Viridiplantae, Streptophyta, Magnoliopsida, Malvales, Malvaceae. Gene Ontology annotation, molecular function: protein binding. The record is from RefSeq and is a predicted model, not a curated record.
AACUAAAAAAAUAAAACUCGAUCGAAUUCAAAUCGAAUAUCAAACUUUGAAUUGAGAAUCGAGCUCAAACUCGAACUUCUUACUGUAUCUGUAUCGACUCGACUUGACUCGAUAUCCGUACUCUGAAUGACAUACGGUGUAUGCAUCCAAAUUCACUGAUUUCACUCCAACUCCAACAUCUUGAGGCGCCUCCGCUCACGGCCGCCGAAUAGUUCAGCACCGGUGAAAUCGUCUUCUCCACGGCGGCCUAUCAACUCUUAAACUGACUAUCUUCUCGUUUCUAAAGACCUAAAAACAAACCAAGGAGAUUAACUCAUUCAUUGGUUAGUAAUGAAACUGCCAUCUCUCUUUGUUCGCCCAAUCGCUCUUUUCCCUUGCAAGACAGCCAAAUUUCAUUCAACCAACUUGUCUUCCUCUGUCUCCCUACUAGAUUUCUCUGUUUCCAAUGAAAUCCACUCCAUUCUCGACACGGUCAACCCCAUGGAACCCGCCUUGGAACCUCUUCUUCCUUUCCUUUCUCCCGAUAUUGUCACUUCCAUUAUCCAAGACCAACCCAAUCCUCAAUUGGGUUUCCGUUUCUUCAUCUGGGCAACACAGAGAAAGCGCCUACGCAGCUAUGCAUCCGUCAAACUCGUCCUCGACAUGCUCCUCCGCAAGGACAAUGCUUUCGAUAUCUACUGGCAAACUCUUGACGAAGCUAAGAAAUGCGGGGUUCUAAUCGCGCCCGACGUCUUUCAAAUCUUGAUUUCGGGGUAUUCGAAAAAAGAUCUCGAUGAAAAAGCCGUGGAGUGUUUCGGGCAGAUGAAAGAUUUCGAUUGCAAGCCUGAUGUAUUUACUUAUAAUGCAAUAUUAUACGUUAUGAUUCGUAAGAAGGUCCUUUUGUUAGCUUUAGCGGUUUAUAAUCAGAUGCUGAAGUUUAAUUAUAAGCCUAAUAGAGCUACUUUUAGUAUUUUGAUUAAUGGGUUGUGUAAAAAUGGGAAAACUGAUUAUGCGCUUAAGAUGUUUGAUGAAAUGACUAUGAGAGAUGUGGAGCCAAAUAGGUGUAUAUAUGCCAUAGUCAUUUCGGGUUUGUGUCGAUCAGAUAGGGCUGAUGAUGCUUGUAGGCUGUUAAUUAAGAUGAAAGAGAGUGGGUGUUCCCCUGAUUUUGUUGCUUAUAAUGCUUUGCUUAAUGGGUUUUGUGAGUUGGGUCGGGUUGAUGAAGCUUUCGCACUUUUGCUGUCUUUUCAAAAGGACGGAUUUGUACUCGGAUUACGUGGGUAUAGUAGUUUAAUUAACGGUUUGUUUAAAGCUAGGAGAUAUAAGGAAGCGUAUGAAUGGUAUACAAAGAUGUUUGAGGAUAAUGUUAAGCCUGAUGUUGUUUUAUAUGCAAUAAUGCUCCGGGGGUUAUCAGAAGCAGGCAAAGUUGAGGAUGCAAUGAAGUUGUUGACUGAGAUGACUGAAAGAGGUUUAGUUCCUGAUACGUAUUGUUAUAAUGCUGUGAUUAAAGGGUUUUGUGAUAUUGGUCUUUUGGAUCAGGCACGGUCCCUUCAGCUUGAGAUUUCAAGCCAUGAUUGUUUCCCUAAUACCUGCACUUACACCAUUCUUAUUAGUGGUAUGUGCCGGAAUGGGUUAGUUGGGGAGGCUCAGCAAAUGUUCAAUGAGAUGGAAAAGCUUGGAUGUUUUCCCUCGGUUGUUACAUUUAAUGCUCUUAUUGAUGGACUUUCUAAGGCCGGCCAGCUUGAGAAAGCUCACCUUCUGUUUUACAAAAUGGAAAUAGGAAGAAAUCCAUCACUGUUUCUGCGGCUUUCUCAUGGAUCCACUCGAGUUCUUGACAGUUCAAGCCUACAAACUAUGGUCGAGCAACUUUAUGAGUCUGGAAAGAUCCUUAAGGCAUACAGGAUUCUUAUGCAACUUGCUGAUGGUGGGAAUGUACCAGACAUCUUUACUUACAACAUUUUGAUCCAUGGAUUUUGCAAAUCUGGCAACAUUAAUGGUGCUUUCAAGCUCUUCAAGGAGCUGCAACUCAAGGGGCUUUCCCCUGACAGUGUAACUUAUGGAACUCUUAUUAAUGGUUUUCAAAUGGCUGGAAGAGAAGAGGAUGCCUUUAGAAUCUUUGAUCAAAUGGAAAAGAAUGGUUGUAAACCCAGUAUGGCAAUUUAUAGAUCACUUAUGACUUGGUCAAGUCGAAGAGGGAAGGUUUCAUUAGCUUUUAAUCUUUGGUUGAAUUAUCUGAGUAGCCUUCCUGGUCGGCAAGCUACAGUUAUCAAAGAAAUAGAAAAACAUUUUGUUGAGGGAGAAGUGGAAAAGGCAGUUCGGGGCUUGCUCGAGAUGGACUUCAAAUUGAAUAAUUUUAGUUUAGCACCUUAUACCAUUUGGCUUAUUGGGUUUUGUCAAGCAGGAAGAGUAGAAGAAGCUGUAAAGAUAUUUUCUGUUCUGGAGGAAAGCAAUGUUAUUGUCUCUCCUCCUAGUUGUGUAAGUUUGAUAGUUGGUCUAUGCAAAGAAAGAAAUUUAGACCUGGCAGUUGAUGUGUUCCUCUAUACACUAGAAAAGGGUUUCAAGCUAAUGCCUCGAGUUUGCAACUACCUACUCGGGUGUCUUCUUCAUUCUAAAGACAAAAGGAUGCAUGCCUUUGAUCUUUUGAGCAAAAUGAACUCUCAGGGAUAUGAUUUGGAUGCAUACCUUGAUGAAACUACCAAAUCUCUUUUAUAUAGACAGCGGCAUACAUGGGAAAUGGAAAGUGUGGCACCUGGAUGAAUUUUCAACUAAUGCGACAUGAUGGUCUUGCAAUAUAUAUUCUUUUGGCUAUUGCAGAAGCUUUUGAGUCAACUUAUUCAUGAUUAAUGUGGCUGAGUCCUAGUUUAAGAUCAAGGCUUGAUUUCAUUGAAAUUGGCUAAGAGGCUUUUGCUUCAGGGGAAUGAUCUUUUUCAAGUCUGAACUCUCCCAUUCUUCUGUUUGAGUGAUUCCAUCUUGUAAUUGUUGUACAACAAAGGCAAGGAGCCUGUCACAAUUUUCUUUUCGUCACUCAUUUCCUGUUGCACACUCUUCUUUGAUUUCAAUAUGUGGAGUACAAUUUUCAAUGGAGUGCUUCAAGAAUAACAGCAAGUGAGUUUUAGGAAAAUGGAUGACAUUGAACUUUUGUAUUCAUCCUUGUAUUUUGUGACUUGUAGACUGAAUUAGUUUGAAAAUUUAUUUGUUGUCUGAAAAGUAUGAAAAAUUCAUCUACAUGAAUAAAAGCUGCUUCAUUAUUGAUU